AUGGCGGAGCCGCCGCAGGGCGCGGGGCCGGCGCUGCCGCUGCGGGCUCGGCUCAGCUUCGCGUGCGGGCACUUCCUGAACGACGCCUGCUCGGCGCUGUGGUUCACGUACCUGCUGCCCUUCCUGCACGCCGUGCUGGGCUACGGGCACGGCGGGGCCGGGGCGCUGCUCCUGGCCGGCCAGGCGGCCGACGGGCUCUGCACGCCCCUGCUCGGCUUCGAGGCCGACCGGGCCCGCGGCUGCGGCCGCUGCGGGAGGAGGAAGGGCUGGCACCUGGCCGGCACCACCUGCGUCCUCGUGUCCUUCCCCUUCGUGUUCAGCCCCUGCCUGGCCUGCAGGGAGGGCACUCCACAGUGGGCAGCCUUCAUCUACUACCUCCCGUUCAUCGUCAUCUUCCAGUUUGGCUGGGCAGCCACGCAGGUGUCCCACCUGGCCCUCAUCCCCGAGCUGGUGAGCAGUGACCAUGAGAAGGUGGAGCUCACGGCUUUCAGGUAUGCCUUCACCGUCAUGGCCAACAUCACUGUGUACGGCCUGACCUGGCUCCUGCUCAACUUCCAGACAGACCAGCCUGACCACAUGGAGCACCUGGGCCCCCAGGAUGUCCCUGUGUUUCGGAACCUGGCCCUCAUCGUGGUGGGGCUGGGGGCCGUGUCCUCCCUCAUCUUCCACCUGGGCACCAAGGAGAAGCCGUACCCACCGGGUGUGCUGCCCGACCUGGAGGAGACCACCCCCCUGCUGCACAAGGAGCCCCCGAGCCCCCCACGCCCGCUGCUGCUCUGGAAGCACUGGCUGCUGGAGCCCUCCUUCUACCAGGUGGCAGUGCUCUACAUGUCCACCCGCCUCAUCGUCAACCUGUCCCAGACCUACAUCGCCAUGUACUUGACCAACUCGCUGAUGCUCUCCAAGAAAUACAUCGCCACCAUCCCCCUGGUCAUGUAUGUCAGCGGGUUCCUCUCCUCCUUCCUCAUGAAGCCUGUGAACAAGUGGAUCGGUCGGAAUCUGACCUACUUCGUGGGCAUCCUGGUGGUCCUGGCCUUCGCCUCCUGGGUGGCCCUGGCCAAGCCGAUGGGAGCUGAGGUCUAUGGAGCGGCCGUGCUGCUGGGGGCUGGCUCUGCCACCAUCCUGGUCACCUCCCUGUCCAUGACAGCGGAUCUCAUCGGCACCAACACGCACAGCAGUGCAUUUGUCUAUGGUGCCAUGAGCUUCACGGACAAGAUGGCCAAUGGCCUGGCUGUGAUGUUGAUCCAGAACCUGCACCCCUGCCCGACUGAGCUGUGCUGCUCCGCCUGCAUCGACUUCUACCGCUGGGUGAUGGUGCUGGUGACCGGCGGCAUCGCCGUGGCUGCCGUGGUCACGCUCUGCUGCAUCAUGGUGUGGCCCAUCCGCGUCCGCUACCGUGCUGUCGGGCUGCAGGGGCUGAGCGGAGCUGGGACCCCCAACACCGGGACUGAGAGCGCAGAGGGAGGGGGCCUGAAUGGCACCGUCAACUGAGCCAUGGGGCCAUGUCCUUGGCCACCAUGUCCUCAGGGCCAUGUCCCCGGCCAGUACGUCCUUAGGGCCAUGUCCUCGGCCACCACGGUGCCACACUCCGAGUCCAGAAGGUCCCCCACGCUGGGGGACACCAGGCUCUGGGGAGGGGAGUGACUGAGCCCUGCCCUGUCUCCUUGCACUGGACUCAUGUCCCCACAGCCUGUCCCCCUGGGGCUGAUGAAGGAUG
Lepidothrix coronata (blue-crowned manakin) is the source of this 1717-nucleotide messenger RNA. RefSeq names its product major facilitator superfamily domain containing 12 (gene MFSD12). Gene Ontology annotation, cellular component: membrane. The transcript is spliced from 10 exons. Lineage: Eukaryota; Metazoa; Chordata; Aves; Passeriformes; Pipridae. Bases 1 to 1491 code for a protein of 496 amino acids. Gene Ontology annotation, biological process: carbohydrate transport. Gene Ontology annotation, molecular function: symporter activity. The record is from RefSeq and is a predicted model, not a curated record.